GCGUUGUUUGGGCACAGCUGAUCGUUCGCCUGCCUCUUACACAAAAUAAAGCAGGCCGGCGGGCUAACCCGCCGCACAGUUACUUGCUCAGGAGCAAGGUAGGUUGUCGGGCCACUAGCAAGAAGGACCUGCCUGGACGGUAAUUAAGGAACUCUCAUCUCACUCCGCCAUGGAACUCUGCACUGUCGCGACCAGCUAACGUUAGCAUCGUCCCGAUUGACAGGGACCGAUGGCCAAAGAAAUCCCCGAGGCGGUUAGCUUAAAUUUCAAUGUUGUUGUUUAUUAAAAGCCACACUCGGUCACCAUGUCCUACUGCGGCAACCUGGUAUGGGAUGUAAACAAACGCCUCAUCGGAUACAGCGAGCCAAACACCAUUCGGACGAACUAUUUGGGUAGAAGAGAGUUUGUUCAGAGACUGAAGCUAGAAGCAACGCUCAAUAUCCACGAUGGCUGUGUCAACACGAUAUCGUGGAACGAGACGGGAGAAUACAUCCUGUCCGGUUCAGAUGAUACCUUCCUGGCCAUUACCAACCCGUACAAGAAAAAGGUGAAAAAGUCAAUACGGUCCGGCCACCGGGCCAAUAUCUUCAGCGCAAAGUUCAUGCCCCACACCAACGACCAGGAGAUCAUCUCCUGCUCUGGGGAUGGAAUCCUCUACUACACCCGCACAGAAAAGAGUGCCGAGUUCAACAGACAGUGUCAGUUUACUUGCCAUUACGGCACCGCCUAUGAGAUUAUGACAGUACCAAACGACCCCUACACCUUCUUGUCGUGCGGGGAGGAUGGCACGGUGCGGUGGUUUGAUCUCCGCACGAAAACCAGCUGCACGAAAGAGGAUUGCAAAGAUGACAUCCUGAUCAAUUGCCGAAGAGCGGCUACGUCUAUAUCGAUCUCGCCGCUGAUGCCCUACUACCUGGCGGUGGGCUGUUCAGACAGUUCUGUGCGCAUCUAUGACAGACGUAUGCUGGGCACCAGGGCCACAGGUAACUACAUGGGCCGGGGGACAACGGGCAUGUGCGUGAGGUUCGUGCCGGCUCAUCUGUCCAACAAAUCGUGUCGGGUGACGUCGCUAUGCUACAGCGAGGACGGCCAAGAGGUGCUGGUCAGCUAUUCGUCCGACUACAUCUACCUGUUUGACCCCAAAGACGAUCAGGCCCGAGAGUUGAAGGGCCCCUCGGAGGAGAGGAGGGAGGAGCUUAGGCAGCCGCCAGUUAAGCGCCUUCGUUUGCGAGGUGACUGGUCAGAUACUGGACCCCGAGCUCGUCCUGAGAGUGAGAGGGAGAGAGAUGGGGAACAGAGCCCCAACGUGUCCUUAAUGCAGAGGAUGUCGGAUAUGUUGUCACGCUGGUUCGAGGAAGCCAGUGAAGCUCAGAGCAGUAGAGGAACUCGCCCUCAGUCGCGACCCCGAGGAACGACCGUUCGUCCCAAUAUUCCCGUCGCCACUGUAAGUGCCGCCAGCCAGGAGAUCAGCUCCCUCGAGAGACCAGCAGCAGCUGACGCCCUGGCCUUGCAAAGCAGUCCUGCUGCGGCGGCGGCGGCCUCGCCUGCCUCCUCUUCUGCGCCUGCGUUAUCCUCAGCUGCUACUGCAACACCGUCUUCCAGCACAUCAUCAGUCGAGAGAUCAGCAUCGUCAUUGCGGAGACAGACCCCCACUCCAGGAACGGCCGCGUCAGAAACUGCCCUCUCCGAGUACGGCCCUCAUCGGCUGCCCAUAAGUUUAGUGUGUAGACGUUUGCAGAGGUUACUUCGCCUGGCCGACCCCCCAGGACAGGGGCGGCGAGCGGCCCCUUCUUCUGCCUCCUCCUCCUCCUCCUCUUCCUCUGCCCCUCCGGAAAGACUGGAAGCCACUGCUGUUCCUGAGACUCAACCCCACACAGAUUCCCCUUCAUCGGUUGUAAACAAGCAGCUGGGAUCCAUGACUCUGGAUGAACAGCACGGAGGCGUAUCUUUUUCGCAGUCUGACGAUGCUUCACUGCCAGCCGUCUGCAACCCUCCCUCCACCUCAAACGCCAGCCGGUCCACUGCGGCGGAACCGGUGCUCAGCCUGCACUACAGCUCAGAGGGAACCACCGCCAGCACCAUCAAACUGGACUUCACUGAUGAAUGGAGCAGUAGCACAUCCAGCUCUCCAGGCAGCGGCGGUCCAAAGGCAUUUGAGACAGUGCAGAGCCGGCAGAGUGUAUCCACAGAGAAUCCUGUGCUGGAGCCACCGCAGCAGAGUGAGGCCUCGGCCACAACAGAGCCUUCAAGCGACCCCUCCUGCUCUAGUACUCACAACAAGUUGACCGCCAAUGGCCCACCGGAAGGCUCGUCAAAGGAUAGUAGUCCGGCAGACGCCCCGGAGGAAACUUCUGGGGACUGCCGGAGACAGGAACCCACGGGGGGUGAGGGGUCGGAUGUGGUUCCGACGGUGACUGAGGGCCAGGGCCAGCCCGCAAGGGGGCACCAGGACUCUGACGACAGUGACGACGACCCCAUCCUCAUCCCGUCAACCAGGUAUCGAGGACAAGGCCAGAGAGCAAAUUCCAGAGGAUCUGCAGUAGGAGAUAGAAUGAUCAGACGUUCAGCUGCAGCUCGCAUCCAGGAGCUGUUUCGCAGGAGGAAAGAGCGAAGGGAGAUGGAGGAGAGCGAGACGCAAAACAUCAGGAGGCCCUCAGUCAAAAUGGUGUACAAAGGCCACCGCAACUCUCGCACUAUGAUAAAGGAGUCCUGCUUCUGGGGGAACAACUUUGUGAUGAGCGGCUCCGACUGCGGCCACAUCUUCAUCUGGGAUCGGCACACCGCUGAGCACCUCAUGCUGCUGGAGGCCGACAACCACGUGGUCAACUGCCUGCAGCCGCACCCCUACGACCCAAUUCUGGCCUCGUCCGGCAUUGACUAUGACAUCAAGAUCUGGUCUCCGUUGGAGCAAUCUCCGUCUUUCAACAGGGUUCUUGCUGAUGAGGUGAUAACGCGAAACGAGCUGAUGCUGGAGGAGACGAGGAACACAAUCACAGUGCCUGCCUCCUUCAUGCUGCGAAUGCUGGCAUCCCUCAAUCACAUCCGAUCAGAUCGUCUCGAAGGCGACCGCUCUGAAGGGUCAGGCCAGGAAAACGAGGAUGAGCAUUAGGCGGGUGACUUUUUUUUUUUUUUGCUUGAGAGCACUUCUUUGUACAAGUGUAGAGUACUACCUUUUAAAGCCCAACUUCCCACCAAUUGUUUUUUUUAAGUGACUUUCUUACUCAUGUUUAUGUAAAAGGGUGAACUAUGUGUGCUUGAAUGAAAAGAGUUCUUUAUGCAGCUGUGAGUGACAGGUGGUGUUCAAGAUUAAGUGCAAUAUUAUUAAUAUUCUGUCGGGAGUGAGUUUGCUUCAUUGGUUUUCAGUGUUACGUUGCAUUUGAAGCGAUGUAAACAAAGGUGCUUGCUUUGCUUUUGUUAGAGAGAGGAGAACAAACAUGGCUCGUCUCUAUAAAAAUAUUUUACGAACUUUGGAAGAAAAGAAUAAAGCUACAAGGCAUCUGAAAGAUGCCUGCGUGUCAAACGUGCGGUUACACCA
Molecule: messenger RNA, 3535 nt
Organism: Syngnathus acus (greater pipefish)
Lineage: Eukaryota; Metazoa; Chordata; Actinopteri; Syngnathiformes; Syngnathidae
Gene: dcaf6
Product: ddb1 and cul4 associated factor 6
Exons: 21
Coding region: 305-3109 (934 amino acids)
Biological process (GO): positive regulation of transcription by RNA polymerase II
Cellular component (GO): Cul4-RING E3 ubiquitin ligase complex; cytoplasm
Molecular function (GO): protein binding
Source: RefSeq, a predicted model, not a curated record